Rhodamnia argentea is the source of this 814-nucleotide messenger RNA. RefSeq names its product transcription factor CPC-like. The coding region runs from base 282 to 506 and encodes 74 amino acids. The transcript is spliced from 3 exons. Gene Ontology annotation, biological process: cell differentiation. Lineage: Eukaryota; Viridiplantae; Streptophyta; Magnoliopsida; Myrtales; Myrtaceae. Gene Ontology annotation, molecular function: transcription cis-regulatory region binding. The record is from RefSeq and is a predicted model, not a curated record. Gene Ontology annotation, cellular component: nucleus.
UCUCUCUCUCUCUCUCUCUCUCUCUCUCUCUCUCUCUCUAUGGGAAGGACCACCACUCUCUUCAGAGUCUCUCUCUUUGUGGCCUUCCCCUAUUAAUACUAAUUAAAUCCCUCCAUUCUCACACACGCCCGAGUUUCAGUUUCGCUUUCACUCCCCACCCACCCACCCACUCACAUUCUCUGUCUGUGUGUUCAUUAAGCUCAAUCGAAACCAGUGUUGAAAAACCCCCUCGCUCCCUCUUCGCCACUCAGUCAAGGAAUUGCGCUCUCGGGGAAAAGAGAAUGUCUCGCUUGGACCAUUCCUCGGAUGACUCAUCCGUGGACUCCAGAGAGGACAUCGGUCAAGAUUCGAAGCUGGAGUUCUCCGAAGAUGAGGAAACGCUCAUAACCAGAAUGUUCAAGCUUGUCGGUGAGAGGUGGUCGCUCAUCGCCGGGAGGAUUCCUGGGAGAACAGCGGAGGAAAUCGAGAAGUACUGGACUUCAAGAUAUUCGACCAGUGAAGACUGAGAAAGACCAAUCUCUGAGGCGCUUCGGCCACUUGAUGAAGAAGCAAAGUUUUGGCUUUAUCUGAGCGUAGUCUGGAUGUGCUUUUGCUAGUUGCUUUACUAAAGAAGCAGCAGGAAAAUGUCUUCAGGUUAAACUAGGAGGGAAAAGAAUCGAAGGGGCUCCUGUAAUGCAGGGUUAUGUAAGAUUGGGUUGGGUUCUAUCAGUGUAGAAUGAUGAUUCGCUUUUGGGUAAUUUUCGGACUCCAUGAUCUCACUGCUUUGUCUGUUUAUGGGAAUUUGGAGUAUGUGCAAAUGAAGUUUCUUUGAAUC